Bufo bufo (common toad) is the source of this 3208-nucleotide messenger RNA. It is a transcript of the gene NCAPG, whose product is annotated as non-SMC condensin I complex subunit G. Gene Ontology annotation, cellular component: condensin complex; condensed chromosome; cytoplasm. The transcript has 21 exons. The coding region runs from base 81 to 3128 and encodes 1015 amino acids. Gene Ontology annotation, biological process: mitotic chromosome condensation. The record is from RefSeq and is a predicted model, not a curated record. NCBI's taxonomy places the organism in Eukaryota, Metazoa, Chordata, Amphibia, Anura, Bufonidae.
AAAGCUGGCGGGAUCCGGUGUAACGGAGGGACGUGUCGUUGUAACGGGAGGGCUGCGGCUGUAAUACACUUGUGACUAACAUGACGGUGGAAAAGAAAGGGCUCCAGAUAAAAGAAGCCUUUGACCUGGCGCAGAAGGCACAUCAGAAUAUAGCGAAGCUGGUGUCUGCCCUGAGAGUCACUUAUGGCCAGAUGGAAGAUAAGUCCAUUUUCCUGGAGGAAUUCAGUCAUUACCUGAAGUAUCCUUUAAUAGUCUACAGGAGGGAACCUGCAGUAGAAAGAGUGAUGGAUUUUGUGGCCAAGUUUGUGACUUCGUUCCACAGCUGUGAGGAAGAGGACGAAAUGGAUGAAGAAAACUCCCCUGUGAAUUUCCUCUUUAACUUCCUCCUUCAGUCUCAUACAGCUAACAGCAUGGCAGUGCGGUUUAGAGUCUGCCAGCUCAUCUAUAAGCUGUUGGUAAACCUGCCUGAAAACGCUUUGAUUGACGACGAUUUGUUCGAUAAGAUACAGGAUGCCAUGCUUAUUCGCGUAACAGACAGAGUACCCAAUGUUCGGAUCCAGGCAGUGCUGGCUUUGGCCAGGCUUCAGGACCCAACUGAUAUGAGCUGCCCAGUUACCACUGUUUAUAUGCAUUUGUUGGAAAACGAUCUGAACGCAGAAGUGCGGAGAGCCGUGUUGUCUUGUAUUGCUCCAUCUGCCAGGACUUUGCCAAAAAUAGUUGGGAGAAUCAAGGAUGUGAAGGAGCUUGUGAGGAAGCUUGCGUACCAGGUUUUAGCAGAAAAGGUCCAUAUAAGAGCGCUGAAAAUUGCACAAAGGGUUAACCUCCUGCAGCUGGGGCUGAACGACCGAUCAGAGGCUGUAAAAGAAAUCAUGCAGAAGAAUCUCCUGCAGUCCUGGCUGAAGUACACCGAGGGGAAUGUCUUAGAGCUGCUGCACCGUCUGGAUGUGGAAAACUCUCCGGAAGUUGCUGUUUCUGCCCUCAAUGUAAUGUUCGCCCUAUCCUCUGUCAGUGAGCUUGUGGAGAAGUGUAAUAACAUUGAUGAAAGGAAACUGAUCCCCUUGGACAGUUUGGGUCCAGAAAAUGUGUUGUAUUGGAAGGCACUCUGUGAAUACUUGAAGUCAAAGGGCGAUGAGGGGGAGUCUGCGUUAGAAAAGAUUUUACCAGAGCCCGCUGUCUAUAUAGAGUAUUUGCUCAGUUAUCUUCGUACGCUCCCUGUUCUCACCGAGGAAGAGAAGGCAGACAUGGCGAAAAUUGAAGAUCUGAUGACUAAAACAUUCAUAGGCCAGCAACUGAUUCAUAUAAUAGGCUGCCUGGACACCAGUGAGGAGGGAGGAAGGAAACGUCUUCUUGCCGUCUUACAGGAGAUACUCAUCAUGCCUAAUGUUCCGACAUCCUUCAUAUCUUCUCUGGUGGAAAUCUUACUUAAUAUUCUGAACGACGAUGACCGCAGAAUUCUAACCGUAGCAGAAAUAAUUUCUGAGCUCCGAGAGCCAAUUGUCACAGUGGAUAACCCAGUAGACGUUGCCGAAUCUAGAAAACUCCAGUUAAAGAUUGCAGAUGUAAAAGUGCAGCUCAACGAAACCAAACAAGCUUUAGAAGAUAGCAUAAAUGCCCAAGACUUCAGCCGUGCCUCCGAAUUAAAGGAGAAAGUGGCAGAGCUGGAGAAAUUAAAAGCCCAACUGAUUAAAGAGGCAGAGGAGCCAGAACUUAAAGAAGUCCGUGUGGAAAAGAAUGACCCUGAAACUCUUCUGAAGUGCCUGAUCAUGUGCAAUGAACUGCUAAAGCAUAUCUCCCUCUGUAAAGGACUUGGAGGAACAAUGAAUGAGAUCAUUCAGUCGCUGAUCCUGCCAGGCAUAACCAAUGUUCAUCCUUCUGUGAGAAACAUGGCCGUCUUGUGCAUUGGAUGCUGUGCGUUACAGAACAAAGAUUUUGCUAAACAGCACAUGGCUCUGCUGUUACAGAUUUCCCAACUUGAUGAGGUCAAAGUAAAGACAAGUGCUCUGAAUGCAGUCAUUGACCUUCUUCUACUGUUUGGGCUUGACAUUUUUACAACCUCUAAGUUGGACGAAGCUGAAAAGCCCCAGAAUAAUCCCGAAGAGAUAAAUGAACCAGCAGAGACUGAAGAAGCGGACCCUAAUAAAGCGGAGGAGGUGGAAGCAGAAAAAGAAGUGUCAGCAGUGAAUGGCAUUUUAACACUGUUCUCCGAGUUUCUGGACAGUGAGAUUCCAGAAAUAAGGACAGAAAUGGCAGAAGGUUUGGCAAAGCUUAUGUUCUCUGGAAGACUGAUCAGUUCCAAGCUCUUAUCUCGUUUAGUUUUGCUUUGGUACAAUCCAGUGACAGAAGAGGAUACAAAACUGCGCCACUGUCUGGGGGUUUUCUUCCCCAUCUUUGCUUAUUCUUGUCGAACAAAUCAAGAGUGCUUUGCGGAGGCUUUCCUGCCCACCCUGCAGACGAUGUUCAAUGCUCCGGCCUCCUCCCCACUGGCUGAUAUUGAUGCUUCCAAUGUAGCUGAACUCCUAGUCGACCUUACAAGAUCAAGCGGUCUGAAGCAACAAACAAAUAAUUCUCAGGACUUUCAGAUCUCCACUGUUCAUGACAACCUGGCUCUAAAAAUUUGCAAUGAAAUAAUAAAAGAUCCCACGUCUCCAGAUGUUCGCAUAUAUGCAAAAUCAUUGUGUUCUUUUGAACUAUCGAAAGAAUUUGCAAAAGACCUGCUUCCCAUACUAGAUGUCGCACUGGAGGAUAUUACUGAUAAAGUUAGCUUGAGAGCAUUAGAAAAAGUGAAGAUGCAGCUGGGUAAGAAUCCAACGGAGGUGGAUGCAGUGUCUCAGGAAACCAAUGCUACUAAUGAAGAAGAGAGCAGAGAAGGCAAUCAGAAUGACAAAAACGAUGAUGUGUUUGAGGAACCAAAGACGGUGAAAGAGAAAGCUACCAGAGGUCGUAGAAAAGCAGCUUCUGUAAGCACCAGGAAGAAGAGCAGCAGGUCUGCGGAUCCCGUGGCUGGAGGGGAGGAUAAAGAGCCAGAGCCUGUUACAGUUUCUACAAGGCCAUCACGAAGAGCUAAAAGCAUAGCUAUGGAGAAAACAAAAAUGAAUCUUUGUAAGCUUCUCAAUGAAGAGGCAAAAUAACGUAUCGCUGUAAUAUUCAUGUAAGUCUACAGGGAAAUUGUAUCCAGGGGAAAAAUAAAAUAGCCACAUGUGUUCACAAU